Messenger RNA from Fukomys damarensis (Damara mole-rat), 2487 nucleotides. RefSeq names its product protein kinase AMP-activated non-catalytic subunit gamma 3 (gene Prkag3). The transcript is spliced from 14 exons. The record is from RefSeq and is a predicted model, not a curated record. NCBI's taxonomy places the organism in Eukaryota, Metazoa, Chordata, Mammalia, Rodentia, Bathyergidae. Bases 35 to 1501 code for a protein of 488 amino acids.
CUCGCACUCGCUGGCUUGGGCUGAGGCUGGCCGCAUGGAACCCGAACUGGAGCGCGCUCGGACCUCAUCCUGGAGCACCCUUGGGGGACCCGAACAGAAAGAGAUGAGCUUUCUGGAGCAAGGUGGCAGCCUCUUGUGGCCUUCACCAGCCGUGAACACCAGCUCAGAAAGAAUCUCUGGGAAACCUGGGACCAAAACAUCGUUGAGGACAAAGCAGGAGGCUGCAGAGCAGCAGGAGCCGCCAGGUCUGGAGGAAGGUGCCUGGUCCAGGCCAGCUGCUGAGUCCACUGGGCUAGAGGCCACAUUCCCCAAGGCCACACCCUUGGCCCAAGCUGUUCCCUUGGCUGUGGCAGGGAACCCACCCACAGGGUGGGACCUCCCCCCUGCUGAUUGUGCAGCCUCUGCUGUGGGCUCCAGCACAGAUGAUUUGAAGCUCCCCAUGGAGUUUCCAGCCCCAGAAGCCUGGGACUGUGAGCUCAAAGAUCUGGAGGAAGACAGACCUGCCCUGAGCCCUUCCCCACAAGCUCCUUUACUCAGCCUUGGAUGGGACGAUGAGUUGCAGAAGCCAGGGGCGCAGGUCUACAUGUACUUCAUGCAGGAGCACACAUGCUAUGAUGCCAUGGCAACCAGCUCCAAGCUGGUCAUCUUCGACACCACACUAGAGAUCAAGAAGGCCUUCUUUGCCCUGGUGGCCAAUGGCGUUCGGGCAGCCCCUCUAUGGGACAGCAAAAAGCAGAGUUUUGUGGGGAUGCUCACCAUCACAGACUUCAUCCUGGUGCUUCACCGAUACUACAGAUCUCCUCUGGUCCAGAUCUAUGAGAUUGAACAACAUAAGAUAGAGACCUGGAGGGAGAUCUACCUUCAAGGCUGCUUCAAGCCUCUGGUCUCAAUCUCUCCCAAUGACAGCCUGUUCGAAGCCGUGUACUCCCUCAUCAAGAAUCGGAUCCAUCGCCUGCCAGUCCUGGACCCCGUGUCAGGCACGGUGCUCUACAUCCUCACACACAAGCGGCUGCUCAAAUUCCUGCACAUCUUUGGGGCCCUGCUGCCCCAGCCCGCCUUCCUCUGCCGCACUAUCCAAGAUUUGGGCAUUGGCACAUUCCGAGACUUGGCUGUGGUGCUGGAGACGGCGCCCAUCCUGACCGCACUGGACAUCUUUGUGGACCGGCGAGUGUCAGCGCUGCCUGUCAUCAAUGAAUCUGGUCAGGUCGUGGGCCUCUAUUCCCGAUUCGAUGUGAUUCAUCUGGCUGCCCAGCAAACCUACAACCACCUAGAUAUGAGUGUGGGAGAAGCCCUGAGGCAGAGGACACUGUGUCUGGAGGGCGUUCUUUCCUGCCAGCCUCACGAGACCCUGGGGGAAGUCAUUGACAGGAUUGCUCAGGAGCAGGUGCACCGGCUGGUGUUAGUGGAUGAAACCCAACAUCUCUUGGGCGUGGUCUCCCUGUCGGACAUCCUUCAGGCACUGGUGCUCAGCCCUGCUGGCAUCGACGCCCUCAGUGCCUGAGAAUACCCAAGCCCUCACUCCCAGGCCACCUCCACACCUGGAAGUCAAUGAAGGGAGCCGGGGACUCAGCCUUCAUCUUCCCUCACCCCUGUUUGCCAGUUCAGCUCUGGUUCAGGCUUCUCCAGCCCUCCCCAGUCAUCCUUGUCCAGCCUGUACUCCCAGAAGCCCUUGGGCAUGCCCAGUCCACCAUGGGACAAUGACACUAAGGACAGUGGCUGAGUCAAGCCUGGAGACACCUGACCCAGAGGCACUGGGAUUACCCCGGGCCCACUCAAGCUCCAAACUCACUCAUAUUCCCUUCCCCCAACCUGGGUUGACAGUGGUCGCUAGAGUGCAGCGAGCCUGAAGCCCAUGGGUAAAGUCAUGGGCUCCAGAUCUCUCAGCUUCUGGACUACGUUCAGCUCAUCUCCUCAUGCUGGGUGUCCCAGCUGUUCCUUCCCUAGGGCAACCACUGUAGUGGCACUGUCUUCCUACUCUCCUGGCAUGGUCAUUUCAGGGAUGCUGGGGGUCACUGUGGAGCAGCAGUUAUUUCUAGAGCUGCCUGUUGGAGCAGGAUCCUGUCUCCAUUGUUGUCCAGAAAACCUCUUACCUCUCACCAGUGAACAGUGUUCUUUGUCCCCAGUGACUACAGCCUUGUACACAGAUCCUCAAGAAUGAGCAGUCGACAAAACGAAAACGAAAAGAGUAAGACACGAACUUGGAUUUGGCUUCGCUCAAAAUGCUAGACAUUUCACCUGAACUUGUGGCAAGAUCCCUGUGCUUUCUGAAUUCAAAGACAAGAAGGAAAACCCGCAAUUGGCAAACCAGCAAGUGGCUUUUCUUUUGGCACAUACAAUGUUAUUCCACUGAUUUUAAAAUAUCUUUUAUUUAUAACAAAACCACAAAGAAAAUAUUAGCCAAUUACUUAUACAGUACAUAAAACACAGUCCACAAACUCCAAUCUGCAAAAACAUAACUUUAUUUUUCUAACACUGAAUAAAAUUUCU